Messenger RNA from Pomacea canaliculata, 4597 nucleotides. Its product is annotated as leucine-rich repeat-containing protein 57-like. The coding region runs from base 123 to 839 and encodes 238 amino acids. Gene Ontology annotation, molecular function: protein binding. The transcript has 5 exons. The record is from RefSeq and is a predicted model, not a curated record. NCBI's taxonomy places the organism in Eukaryota, Metazoa, Mollusca, Gastropoda, Architaenioglossa, Ampullariidae.
GUGAUGUUCACACAGCCUAGUAAGGGAGCCUACUCUUAACACCUCUUCCGGCAGACGAUCAAAACACUGUCGUUAGAAGGGAAAUCAGCAGAAUGAUGUAAAAUAUUGAAAUUAGCCUGAGAAUGGGCAAUUCAAACACCAGACAGCACCUUGAGACAGCACAAAAAACAGGGGCAUGUCAGCUGUGCAAACUUAAUUUGAAGGAGGUACCUGAAGAUCUUCAGAGACUGAAAAAUUCUCUUCGCACACUGGACCUUUCUUUCAACAAAAUUCCAGAACUUCCGCCUUGGAUUGUCCAGUUUACCAGCCUGAAGAACCUGUCGGUUUCUCACAACAAAAUCACAUCCUUGCCAGUAGAUAUUGGAAACUUGAAGAAAUUAGAGGUGUUGAAUGCAGACCAUAACCUUCUAACAUCAGUACCUCGAUCAAUAGCCAACAUCACAAACCUUAAGACCUUGAAUCUCAGUGGAAAUAGGCUUCAUGCCUUCCCUCUAGAGCUGUGCAACCUACGAAACCUUGAUGUAGUAGAUCUCUCAAGUAAUGCAAUAAUGGAACUGCCUGGAAACAUUGGAGGACUUCAAGCUGUAGAGCUCAAUCUCAACCAGAACCAGGUAUCACGGCUGCCAGAAAGUUUAGCUGAUUGCCCACGUCUUAAAGUUCUACGCCUGGAAGAAAACUGCUUAGAUGUGACUGCAUUUACACCUCGCAUCAUGAGAGAUUCACAGAUCUCUCUCUUUGCUGUUGAAGGCAAUGUUUUUGACAUGAAAACAUUCCAUAAUGUGGAAGGUUAUGAAGCUUAUAUGGAACGGUUUACGGCAACCAAAAAGAAAUUCAACUGAUCGUGCAUUUUAAUCCUUAGUGGGGAAAAUCCUGUUACCAUUCAACAUUCCAAAGAAUUCUCCAGGCUGUGCAACUUGAAAGGAAACUUUAGAAAUCAUCACCAUUUUCAGGUUGUGUUUAAAAAAAAAAAGCCUUAAAAGAGAACACCACCAUUUUCAGAUUGUAUGCACAUCACGUAUAACACUUUAAGAAUCAUCUCUAUUUUUAAAUUGUUUGGAAAUUUUGGUUUUAUGCUUUGUCUGUGUACAAAUCAUUUUGCUGCAAUUCUAAUGUAAACAAGGACAUAUAUGUGCAUAUAAGAAUUUAUAUAGUUUUUUCCUUCUUUAUUACUGAUGGUAAAAAGUAAUAGAUCAAAAUUAAUAUUUUGUUUGGGUUUUGUGUUUUUUUUUUUUUUUUUUUUUGAUUUUGCAUGCUUGGAAAGAGAUGUGAUAUUUUAGUAUGGUGGUAUUUCAGCAAAAUAUGAAACAUUAGGGGCCUAAUGUGUGAAGGGUGAACAAUGACUUAAGUCCAAGAUUAUGCAACAAGUGCGAUGUCACUGACAGAAAACUGUAGGGUAUAUAGCAGGUGUUAGGGAAAAUGUGUGGCAGUUACUUAGUAUCUUACAGUUUUUCAUCUUGAGCACAGUUCUUUUCCUCUAGUGCUGGACUUUGGCCAUUGUCCUAUAUCAUACAUUAGACCCAUGUAGAUUAACCUCUUGGUCAAUUUGCAUAUUGUGACGUUUACUUAUUGCUUAUUUUUGUGGGCAUGUAAUGCACUCUAAGCAUUAUUUUUGAAAAUAUGGAUAGAACGGCAUAUACCAUUUAUUCAUGAAGGUAGAGGAAAGAUAUUAAGUUCACAAGGGUCUCUCUCCAUCAAGAUUUAUAAUUGUCCCAACAUAUACGUCAGUAUUAAACAAUUUUUGAAAAUACUUUUUGCAUGUUUCAAUACAGUUUUUUUUUAUAUUAACCCAAUUUUUUAACCUUUGAGUGGAAUGAAUUGUGAAUCUUUAUUUUUUUUAAUGAAUUAUUACAUUUCUGCAAUCUGCAGACAAUAUUGUGACCUUACAAUAUAUUUGUUCAAGAAACAUCUGGAGUUUUAGGCCACAAGUUUCUGUCUGGCUAUUGUUCUAUAUCAUAUGUAGCUUUCACAGUGUUCAUUUAUUGUACAAGUUCUACCAUUCAUAUAGUUCAUGUAAGUAAUUAGCACUUAUAGCAUAACCCAAAUGUUGUUAAGUGCUAUACAAAUACACAUUUAUUAUUAUUUCUUACAAGCUGUUGUGUUUAGCCAGAUGGAUUUUGUAAUAUAGUCCUGGACUUGAUAUAUCAUCUUUUACCAUGAUUCCUCAUGCUGGCAGAGCGGUCCAGUGGCGCAACGGUUAGCGCCUGUCACCAAUACAGUGAAUGUUGGCUGCCCUGAAUUCAUUUCUCAUCUCGGACACGCUAUUCUUUCUCUGCACAUGGCAUCUAUUUACAGGGCUGGCUGCCUUGCCGUAAUAUAGCCUCAGUUGCUGGCACAGCGUAAAACACUAAUCCCCCCACCCCUCCUCAUGCUGGCAAGCUGGCAACAGUUUGUUUACAGUUAAUGUUUUAGGCUUAUUUAUAAUUUAUAUCUAGCAUGUCAUCUUAUGGAUGCAUUAAUAUAUAGCAUGGUGAUGGCAAAAAGAAACUGAGAAUGUGGGAGAAAGAACAUCAUAGAGGGAAAACUAAACCUUUACACACUAGAUAAAAAGGAUCCAGGCACCUUCUAAAACAGACCUGGGCAAAGGCCCGCGCGGGCCGGAACCGGCCCGCCUCCUGUCUCUGACCGGCCCGGCCCGCCCUCUGGCCCGCCCACCAGUAUAUAUACUAUAUAUACAGUAUUGGGUAAAACUGAGUUAACUAUAUUGGUCCGGCCCUCUAAAACCAUCCCAAUUUCUCAUGCGGCCCCUUGGGAAAAUCAAUUGCCCACCCCUGCUCUAAAAGCUAAGUAAACAUUAGACUUUUUUUCAUAGAUUUAAAAACUGUUUUCUAUAAUAUUUUUUCCCCAAAAUUUGUAAGCUUUUGUAAAUAGAAACAAAUUUGGAGAAUUGAAAAGUAUGGUGGUCUUAGCAGCAAACACCCUUAAACAACUUCAGAAGUAUUUACAUAUCGAUAAAGGUUACCAUUAGUUCAUCAUUUCAAACUGCUUUAAUGAAUCUGACAUGACACACAAGUAACUUCCCUGAAGACAGAGUAAGUACAAGAAGCAUUUUAAGUUGUAGCCAGUCAGAAUGACAAUGAUUACAUUACUAAUACAGAACAGAUAGAAGUGUGUAUGUGAGGGUAUAAAUGUUUAUGUGUGCUAGUGUUUACAAAAAAGAGCUUGGGGAUUGGGAGGGAAUGAUGUUAACAUUGGUAAUUUUUAUUGGAUUCAUUUUCAUAUUGAGCCUUUAAGAUUUUAAAUGCUUGUGAUAAAAGCUGCGUUUUUCUAGUCAUCAUAUUUGUAAUGCUCAUGUUUGUCUUGACUUUUAGUGCCUAUAUGUAAUCCAGAAUGAAUAGUCAUGUUAUGCCUCAGAGUCUAGGUGUUGAAAAUGUUAGCUUUCCUGCAUGAUACUCUGUCAUCAGGAAGAACCUGCCUGUCUUGUCAAGUCUUCUGUCUAAACCCUAGUUAAGAAUGUGAUUAAGCCUGGCACACUGGGUCUGUCAAGUGUGGACAGCAUGGUAGGCACUGAUCUUUUGUAUUCGGUGGAUGUGUACCUUGGCCUCUGAGCAGAUAUUGAAGAGUUUCUUUUGCUUGCUGAUGUGUGUGUGUGUGUUAUCUUUUAGGGCUUAUUUUUGUUUUCAUCUUUUGUAAAUAUAAACUGCUUCAAACAACAUCAGUUUUUUUCAUUUUUCUUUUCCUUCAUUCAUUAGGUUUGUUUCUUGUUAGACAAAAUUGUUCUUAGGCACAUCGUCAUAUGUGAUCAUUAAGGUUGUUCUCUCAUAUAUUAAAGUGGCAGUCACCAAUACAUGGAGGGUUGGCUGUUGGGUUCAGCUCUCGUCUCGGGCACGCUGUCCUUUCUCUGCAUGUGGUAUCUGCCUUGCCUUGAUGUAGCCUUAGUUGCUGGCUCGGCAUGCCCCCUUCCAUCUCAUACAUUAAGGCAAUUUAAGUGGUUCAUUAAUCCAUGCAAAGGAUCAAGACUUAUUGUAUAAAGAUGUUUCUGAAUCAGUACAUUGAUGAACUUACAUAGAUGCUGAUUAUUAAAUCUCUUUUCUUUUUAAAGUGAUUAUUAAUGUAUCUGGUUUUUGUAUUAAUCAUGCAGGUUGAUUUUGUGCACCCAUAGUUUUCAUGUGCUUGCUGCAGGAGGGGGAGAAGGUCAGCAGAUAUUUCUGUACUUUACAGAGCAGAAAUUUGAAAAGCAAUGCCACACCAUACUUGGAAAAAACAAUGGGGAGUGGGUGACAGAUUUCAGGGACAUUUUAACAGAUGUUAGUCAAUUCUGCUUACAGUUGUACAGGGAAAUAAAAGUAAUUCAUUAGUAUUUAUGUUUGUCCAGAAUAUCUUGAAAAGUUUUUUCAGACAUUUGGUUUGGAAGGUCUGCCUGAUUUUUUUCUGAUAUCUUCCAGCAUUCGCUUUCAGUCAUCAGUUUAAUCCAGUUUCCAGUGCCAACGUAAGUGUCCAACAGAUUUUUCUUUUGUUUGUUUCAUAAGCCAGUCCAUGGCCAGUGUAAAUAAAAACAGUGAGAGAAUUCAUCUUUGUUUGACACCAGUAGUAAUAUUGAAAUUAUCUCUUAAGUGCUUGUUGUUGCAAACCACCUGGCAGUAAAAAUCUGUAUAUAUUG